AUGUGGAAGCCUUCGGAGAGGCUGAUGGAAACCAUCAGGCAUUAUGCCAGCUUCCCCGCAACCGGUGUCUCGCUGAGGCAGAUGGUCCAAUUUGGUGACCGACCCUCAACAGGGACUCUAUUCCGCGCUUCUCAAUUCCUCUCUGAGGAGCUCCCCAUCCGUCUCGCACAUCGCGUCCAGGAUUUGGGUGAGCUCCCGGAUGGACUCAGUGAAAUGCCAUCAAUCAAGAAAGUCCAGGACUGGUAUGCACAGUCUUUUGAGGAAAUCAUUGCCCUUCCUCGCCCAACUCUGACUCAAGAAGUGAAACAACGCCUGUUGCGCCCAGGCCGGAUCAACGGCGGUGUUUCAAAGAUUCUCUCCGAAACGACUCAAAACCCCAGCGUGCGCGAAGGACAGUAUCGGUCCUCGGUGACGGCGGGUAAUUGCAACGGCAUCAACAAAGCACCCGCUGCCUCGGGUCGACGUUACUUCUUCCCCGCAGAUGACCGCGGAGACUGGCCCCCAGAGCUUAACGAUUACAAUCAACGAUUUGCCAAGACUCUACAGCAGAUUAAGCGUCGGCACGACGGGGUCGUGACCACCGUCGCGCAGGGUAUCCUGGAGUGGAAGCGUGUGCGGCAGCGCAUGCAGAUCGACUCCACGAUUCAGUCCUUCCUCGAUCGGUUUUACAUGUCCCGAAUUGGUAUACGAAUGCUUAUCGGUCAACACAUCGCACUCACUGAACAAACGCAUGUCAAACAUCCCAACUAUGUCGGAAUAAUUUGUACCAAAACCAACGUUCGCGAUAUCGCACUCGAGGCUAUUGAAAAUGCCCGCUUUGUCUGCGAGGAUUACUACGGUCUCUUCGAAGCGCCCAAGGUGCAGCUGGUCUGCAAGGAGGAUCUGAACUUCAUGUAUGUUCCCGGACACCUAUCGCACAUGCUCUUUGAGACUCUCAAGAACUCGCUGCGCGCGGUGGUCGAGCAGCAUGGUGCCGACAAGGACGACUUCCCCGUGACCAAGGUCAUUGUUGCCGAGGGCAGAGAAGAUAUUACUAUCAAGAUCUCCGACGAAGGCGGUGGUAUCCCCCGAUCAUCAAUCCCUCUCGUUUGGACCUACAUGUACACGACAGUGGAGCAGACCCCCAACCUGGACCCGGACUUCGACAAGAACGACUUCAAGGCCCCAAUGGCUGGGUUUGGAUACGGAUUACCAAUCAGCCGACUGUACGCCCGGUACUUUGGCGGCGAUUUGAAACUGAUCAGCAUGGAGGGAUAUGGAACAGACGUAGACGGUCGGGUCCGGAUCACUACCUCGCACCGCCUGCACCACCCCAUAUACAACGACCCGGAAAUCAAACCUGCACCGUCUCGAGGACUGACACUGAUGAAUGCUCAGGCUCACUAUAAGCGCAUACUAAACCGAGAGGUCUCGGAGCGUAAGCAAGUUGGCGACAUGGAGAGUCUGUUCCACUCGGAGAAGCGGAGGAGAGAAGAGGAAGAGAUGUAA
Penicillium soppii is the source of this 1488-nucleotide messenger RNA. Its product is annotated as PDK/BCKDK family protein kinase. Bases 1 to 1488 code for a protein of 495 amino acids. The record is from RefSeq and is a predicted model, not a curated record. NCBI's taxonomy places the organism in Eukaryota, Fungi, Ascomycota, Eurotiomycetes, Eurotiales, Aspergillaceae. Gene Ontology annotation, cellular component: mitochondrion. Gene Ontology annotation, biological process: regulation of glucose metabolic process; protein phosphorylation. Gene Ontology annotation, molecular function: pyruvate dehydrogenase (acetyl-transferring) kinase activity. The transcript has 5 exons.